This is a messenger RNA of Nomascus leucogenys (northern white-cheeked gibbon), 1496 nucleotides long. It is a transcript of the gene B3GALT6, whose product is annotated as beta-1,3-galactosyltransferase 6. The record is from RefSeq and is a predicted model, not a curated record. Gene Ontology annotation, molecular function: UDP-galactosyltransferase activity. Gene Ontology annotation, biological process: glycosaminoglycan biosynthetic process. NCBI's taxonomy places the organism in Eukaryota, Metazoa, Chordata, Mammalia, Primates, Hylobatidae. Gene Ontology annotation, cellular component: membrane.
GCGGCGCCUGCGCACUCGCACGUCCAGCCUGGGCCGCCGGCCCGGCGCGGGCGCCAUGAAGCUGCUGCGGCGCGCGUGGCGGCGGCGGGCGGCGCUGGGCCUGGGCGCGCUGGCGCUGUGCGGGGCGGUGCUGCUCUACCUGGCGCGCUGCGCGGCCGAGCCCGGGGGCCCCAGGGCGGUGUCGGGCCGCAGCCCCCCUCCCCCCGCGCCCGCGCGCGCCGCCGCCUUCCUGGCUGUGCUGGUGGCCAGCGCGCCCCGCGCCGCCGAGCGCCGCAGCGUGAUCCGCAGCACGUGGCUUGCGCGGCGCGGGGCCCCGGGCGACGUGUGGGCGCGCUUCGCCGUGGGCACGGCCGGCCUGGGCGCCGAGGAGCAGCGCGCCCUGGAGCGGGAGCAGGCGCGGCACGGUGACCUGCUGCUGCUGCCCGCGCUGCGCGACGCCUACGAAAACCUCACGGCCAAGGUGCUGGCCAUGCUGGCCUGGCUGGAUGAGCACGUGGCCUUCGAGUUCGUGCUCAAGGCGGACGACGACUCCUUCGCGCGGCUGGACGCGCUGCUGGCGGAGCUGCGCGCCCGCGACCCCGCGCGCCGCCGCCGCCUCUACUGGGGCUUCUUCUCGGGCCGCGGCCGCGUCAAGCCGGGGGGGCGGUGGCGCGAGGCCGCCUGGCAACUCUGCGACUACUACCUGCCCUACGCGCUGGGCGGCGGCUACGUGCUCUCGGCCGACCUGGUGCACUACCUGCGCCUCAGCCGCGACUACCUGCGCGCCUGGCACAGCGAGGACGUGUCUCUGGGCGCCUGGCUGGCGCCGGUGGACGUGCAGCGGGAGCACGACCCGCGCUUCGACACCGAGUACCGGUCCCGCGGCUGCAGCAACCAGUACCUGGUGACGCACAAGCAGAGCCUGGAGGACAUGCUGGAGAAGCAUGCGACGCUGGCGCGCGAGGGCCGCCUGUGCAAGCGCGAGGUGCAGCUGCGCCUGUCCUACGUGUAUGACUGGUCCGCGCCACCCUCGCAGUGCUGCCAGAGAAGGGAGGGCAUCCCCUGAGCCGCCGCGGCCCAGCCCUCCGGGGCACCCGCUUCACCCGGCGGCGCCUUGGGGCAGGUGCCAAGCGGGCGCACCACGCCCGGGCCCCAAGGCCCCCGGUCCCGCGGCCACGCCUGUGGUCGCUGCGUCCCGGCCUGCGUUUGGGAGACCCCUGGGGGUUGCCGGGGCAGCGCGCCGUGUCCAGGUAGAGGUGCCCGUUCCUGGACCUCAGCGAGCCUGACCCGGGCCCAGCCGCACGCUGACCCCCAUGCUGUCCCCAACCGGCUCACGGGGCUGGGCUCCGAUCUAACGUGUCUGUUAUCAGUGGUGUUUCUCAUGUAUGCGUCUCAGAUCUAAAGUGGUUUCACAUCAGUCCGCUUUCAUGGGAUUUUGGUCUCUGUCCAGUGACUUCGUGGUAAAUGUAACUCAGUGUUUGCUUGUGACUUAUUUAUAAAUAUUGUAAGUUUGUGUC